AUGAACGCAGACCACGUUGCCGACGGUCCCACGCACGAGCGUGGCACCGCCGAGAUUCUCUCCGGCGUGGCCCCGAUCGAAAGCGAGGAGCUCGGCGUGACGCUCGACAGGCUUCACGACGACAUCGAAAAGGCUCCCCUCGAAGGCCCCGACGGCCGAGAGCCGACGGAGGAGGAAGCGGCGUCGCUCCGCAAGGUCGCCGGCUCCAUCCCCCCCAUCUCCUGGGUGCUCUGCGUGGCCGAGCUUGCUGAGCGUGCGAGUUACUAUGGCGCCAGUCAGGUGUUCAACGACUUCAUGCAGUUUCCUCUUCCCAAGGGCGGCAACGGCAGCGGAGCUGUCCCGAAGAGCAACCCCAACGGCCAUGCUGGCGCAUUGGACCAGGGCCUUCAGUUCGCGUCUGCGUUCAGCACGCUGUUCACGUUCUUGGCCUAUGUCUUUCCCAUUCUCGGAGCGUACAUCGCCGACACGCGUCUCGGAAGAUUCAAGACAAUCCUCCUCGGUGUCAUAAUCGGCGCCGUUGCCCACGUCAUUAUGAUUGGCGGCGCCGCUCCCUCUCUCCUCAAGGCCGGCAAGGGCCUCGCGCCCUUCAUCGUCUCCUUCUUCACCCUGGCCAUUGGCGCGGGCAUCUUCAAGCCCAACGUGGCGCCGACCGUCAUCGACCAGUACACCAACCAGCGACCGGCCAUCAAGACGCUCAAGACGGGCGAGAAGGUCAUCAUCGACCCCGAGCGCACCAUCCAGCGCGUGAUGCUCAUCUUCUAUGCCAUGGUCAACGUCGGCGCCUUCUUCGCCAUUGCGACCACGUACACUGAGAAAUAUGUCGGCUUCUGGUUGUCUUUCCUCUUGCCGGGCAUCGUGUACUUCCUGCUGCCCUUCCUUUUGCUGGCGGUGUACAGGAGGCUUGUCAUCAAGAAGCCCGACGGAUCUGAGCUGACCAACUUCUUCAAGAUUGUCUGGGCCGGUCUCAAGUAUAACAAGUUCCAGGUCUGGAAGAAGGACUUUUGGGCUGUUGCCACUGCGUCCAAGCUGGCAGAGCGCGGAAUCCAUGUGACAUGGACUGACCGAGCCGUGCUCGAUGUGCAGCGGACCUUUGAGGCCUGCGUCAUCUUCCUGUACUUCCCCAUCUACAACAUCAACGACGGAGGCGUGGGAGCGGUGCAGUCGAACCAGGGCGCGUCCAUGACCAACAACGGCGCACCGACCGAUUUGCUGGGCAACUUCAACCCCCUCACCAUCAUCGCCGUAGCCCCCAUCCUCUCCUAUGGCCUGUAUCCGCUGCUGGCCAGGUACGGCAUCAAGUUCGGUCCCAUCCGCCGCAUGACGUUCGGCUUCAUGCUUGCCGCCAUCUCGGGAGCCAUCGGUGCCAUCGUGCAGUGGCGGGUGUAUGAGACGAGUCCCUGCGGCUACCAGGCCAGCACCUGUGGCGACGUGUCGCCCAUCAACAUCUGGUGGCAGAUCCCCAACGUCGCGCUCGGUGCCAUUUCCGAGCUCUUCUGCAACGUGACGGCGUACGAGAUGGCAUAUGCGCGCUCUCCGCCUCACCUCAAGUCCGUCGUCAUGUCCCUGUUCUUGUUCACUACCGCCUUGUCGAGUGCUCUCGGCGAGAUUCUCAUUCCGGCCAUUGUUGAUCCGCAUCUGAUUUGGGUUUGGGCUGGUCCAGCCAUUGCCCUCUUCGCCCAGACUAUCGUCUUUUGGAUCCGGCACCAUAAGCUCGACGACGAUGUUUACAUGCUGGAGCAGGAGACGCCGAACCAGUCGCAGGCUCAGUUGACGCAAACGCCAGGCCUGGAGCAGGAAACAGUGGUUAGGGAUGCCGAGAAGGCGUAG
Trichoderma citrinoviride is the source of this 1827-nucleotide messenger RNA. Its product is annotated as PTR2-domain-containing protein. Gene Ontology annotation, cellular component: membrane. Gene Ontology annotation, biological process: transmembrane transport. Gene Ontology annotation, molecular function: dipeptide transmembrane transporter activity. The coding region runs from base 1 to 1827 and encodes 608 amino acids. NCBI's taxonomy places the organism in Eukaryota, Fungi, Ascomycota, Sordariomycetes, Hypocreales, Hypocreaceae. The transcript has 5 exons. The record is from RefSeq and is a predicted model, not a curated record.